Cotesia glomerata is the source of this 2519-nucleotide messenger RNA. RefSeq names its product polyubiquitin-A (gene Ubi-p63E). Gene Ontology annotation, molecular function: ubiquitin protein ligase binding; protein tag activity. The record is from RefSeq and is a predicted model, not a curated record. The transcript has 2 exons. Gene Ontology annotation, cellular component: cytoplasm; nucleus. Lineage: Eukaryota; Metazoa; Arthropoda; Insecta; Hymenoptera; Braconidae. Gene Ontology annotation, biological process: modification-dependent protein catabolic process; protein ubiquitination. Bases 138 to 2423 code for a protein of 761 amino acids.
GUUGUCCUCCUAGUCUUCAGUUGUUAAACUUUUCUCAGCGGCUAACGGUCACUUCUUUAACCAAGUAAAGUUUUAAUAAAUACAUAUAUAAAUAAAAUAAAUAUUCGUUGAUAUCAUCAAAGAGAAAUCAAGAUACAAUGCAGAUCUUCGUAAAGACAUUGACCGGCAAGACGAUCACCUUAGAAGUUGAGGCUUCUGAUACAAUUGAAAACGUGAAGGCGAAAAUUCAGGACAAGGAGGGAAUCCCCCCAGAUCAGCAGAGAUUGAUCUUCGCCGGAAAGCAGUUGGAGGACGGACGUACUUUGUCUGACUACAACAUCCAAAAGGAGUCUACUCUUCACUUGGUGCUUCGUCUUAGAGGAGGCAUGCAGAUCUUUGUCAAGACUUUGACUGGAAAGACCAUCACUUUGGAAGUUGAAGCUUCUGACACUAUUGAGAAUGUCAAAGCUAAGAUCCAAGAUAAGGAAGGAAUCCCUCCAGACCAGCAGAGAUUGAUCUUCGCUGGAAAACAAUUAGAAGAUGGUAGAACCUUGUCAGACUACAACAUUCAAAAGGAAUCAACUUUGCAUUUAGUUCUCCGUCUUAGAGGAGGAAUGCAAAUUUUUGUCAAGACUCUGACUGGAAAGACUAUUACCUUAGAGGUUGAAGCUUCUGAUACGAUUGAAAAUGUCAAAGCUAAAAUUCAAGAUAAGGAAGGAAUCCCUCCAGACCAGCAAAGAUUGAUUUUCGCUGGUAAACAAUUGGAAGAUGGUAGAACUUUGUCUGAUUAUAAUAUUCAGAAAGAAUCAACUUUGCAUUUAGUUCUCCGUCUUAGAGGAGGUAUGCAAAUUUUUGUUAAAACUUUAACUGGAAAGACGAUCACUUUGGAAGUUGAAGCUUCUGACACUAUUGAGAAUGUCAAAGCUAAGAUUCAAGAUAAGGAGGGAAUCCCUCCAGAUCAGCAGAGAUUGAUCUUCGCCGGAAAGCAGUUGGAAGAUGGACGUACUCUUUCUGACUACAACAUCCAGAAGGAGUCGACCCUCCACUUGGUGCUUCGUCUAAGAGGAGGAAUGCAGAUCUUUGUUAAAACUUUGACUGGAAAGACCAUCACUCUAGAAGUUGAAGCUUCUGACACUAUUGAAAAUGUCAAAGCUAAAAUUCAGGACAAAGAAGGAAUUCCACCAGACCAGCAGAGGUUGAUCUUCGCUGGUAAGCAAUUGGAAGAUGGCAGAACCUUGUCGGACUACAACAUCCAAAAGGAGUCUACUCUUCACUUGGUGCUCCGUCUUAGAGGUGGAAUGCAAAUUUUUGUUAAAACUUUGACUGGAAAGACCAUCACUCUAGAAGUUGAAGCUUCGGACACUAUCGAGAAUGUCAAAGCUAAGAUUCAAGAUAAGGAGGGAAUCCCUCCAGAUCAGCAGAGAUUGAUCUUUGCCGGAAAGCAGUUGGAAGAUGGACGUACUCUUUCUGACUACAACAUCCAGAAGGAGUCGACCCUCCACUUGGUGCUUCGUCUUAGAGGAGGCAUGCAGAUCUUUGUCAAGACUUUGACUGGAAAGACCAUCACUUUGGAAGUUGAAGCUUCUGACACGAUUGAAAAUGUCAAGGCUAAAAUCCAAGAUAAGGAAGGAAUCCCACCAGACCAACAGAGGUUGAUCUUCGCUGGUAAGCAAUUGGAAGAUGGCAGAACCUUGUCGGACUACAACAUCCAAAAGGAGUCUACUCUUCACUUGGUGCUCCGUCUUAGAGGUGGAAUGCAAAUUUUUGUUAAAACUUUGACUGGAAAGACCAUCACUCUAGAAGUUGAAGCUUCGGACACUAUCGAGAAUGUCAAAGCUAAGAUUCAAGAUAAGGAGGGAAUCCCUCCUGAUCAGCAGAGGUUGAUCUUCGCUGGAAAACAAUUAGAAGAUGGUCGUACUCUUUCUGAUUAUAAUAUCCAGAAAGAAUCAACUUUGCAUUUAGUUCUUCGUCUGAGAGGAGGAAUGCAGAUCUUUGUCAAGACUCUAACUGGAAAAACUAUUACUUUAGAGGUUGAAGCUUCUGAUACCAUUGAGAAUGUUAAAGCCAAAAUUCAGGACAAGGAGGGAAUCCCUCCAGACCAGCAGAGAUUGAUCUUCGCUGGAAAGCAGUUGGAAGAUGGGCGUACUUUGUCUGAUUAUAAUAUCCAGAAGGAGUCUACUCUUCACCUGGUGCUUCGUCUUAGAGGAGGCAUGCAGAUCUUUGUCAAGACUUUGACUGGAAAGACCAUCACUUUGGAAGUUGAAGCUUCUGACACGAUUGAAAAUGUCAAGGCUAAAAUCCAAGAUAAGGAAGGAAUCCCACCAGACCAGCAGAGGUUGAUCUUCGCUGGUAAGCAAUUGGAAGAUGGCAGAACCUUGUCGGAUUACAACAUCCAAAAAGAGUCUACUCUUCAUUUAGUACUUCGUCUUCGUGGAGGUCAAUAAACACAAAGUAUUUAAAAUACUAAGCAAAAAAACAAGUCAAAUUUAUGUAAUUCCAUUUUUUAUUUCUUAAAAUAAACUAAAUUUCUUUUAUUUAAA